AUGGAACCAAUCCUGGCUGAUGAUGAUGAUGAGGAUGAUGAUGGUGGUGGUGGUGGUGGUGGUGGUGGUGGUGGUGGUGGUGGUGACUGGGUGGAAAAAUAAGAACCAAACAGAGAGUUCAGAAGUCCAAAUUACAAGAUGCCGUCGCAAAUUGAAAGGCCAGGGUUUUCUUAGUGAACAAGAGUUCAAAGUUCUUAAACCUACAGGCACAAUACCCCAUGGCUAUAUGAUUUACCAAAGAUUCAUAAGCCAGACCUUCCAAUGCAGCCGAUACUCUACAUGAAUGAUUCACCCAAUUGCAGUGGCUGGCAGGAAGGCUUAAGCCGAAUAGAGCCGCCUACCUUAUGGGACACAUAUAAAUCCAUUCCAUAUGACAUACAAAUCCCCGUGGGAAAAUAAUGAUAUCCCUAUACAUCGCAUCUUUGUUCGUUAGCAUUCCUCCCACAGAAGCGAUAGAGUUUUGUGUGACGAGAUUUUCAAUCGGGUUGCCGGUCGAGAUCUAAAAGAAUUGCUCUUCCACUAAACGUUAAAUAUCCAAGCCACAUUCAGUGGUAAAAUUUUCGGCCAGAUCGGUGGUGUAGCGAUAGUAUCACCCCUUCGACCUUAAGUAGCCGAUGUCUUCAUGAGAAAACUAGAGAAAAACCAACUCUACCCAAUUAUAAAAGACCUUUAUUCUCAUGCUCGAUAUGUUCAUGUCAUUUUUGUAAUGGCAGAUGCAAAGAGAGAUCUGAACACCUAACUGUGUAAGACGAAUCGCCUAGCGUUAACCUUCACCUUGGAGCAAGAGAACGGAGUGUAUCCCUUCUAGACUUCCUACUUAAUCGAAUGUCGGAUAGAACAAUCGGUAGAAGUGUAUUACGUAAGAAAAAUACAGUGCAAUACACACAUUUCUACAGUUUUCUUCCGCUGAGCAAAAAACGAAGUUUAGUUCGCUACCUCACCAACCGAGCUAGGAGAAUAUGCGCUCUAGGUACGCUUGAGAAUGAGCUCGCCAUUAUACAAAACACUUUGAGGAAAAACGGUUGUCCCGAAAAGUUAACCAACAAAUAUAUGGAAGAAUGCGCUCUAAAAUCUGAUAUGUCGACAACUGAGAAAAUGUUAUUUCUCACAGUGCCAUUUCGAGGGAAUCCGGCGAGCUGGCUUCUGCAUCGUCGCCUAAACGCUACUGUCGCGCGCGCGCACCCAGCGGAGAGGAUAAAACUAGUUUUUUACAAGCACUCCGCUUCUUUGCUUUGAAGGUAGGGAUAGACUACCUUUCUAGACCUCUUCAGUGUGCAUCUACGCCUUUGCUUGCUCUCAUGGGACAGGUAAUGUUGGUCGAACUAGGCGCAUAUCAACGGGGAUGCGAGAACACCAUCUUGCUUUUCCACAUCAGAGUGUGAAUCUUGUGGAUCUUCGGCAAACCGUAUAGCCGAGGUAUAUGCGUGCCGACGGGUCGGGUGCGCUCUACGUCGUGUUCGCUUAUGCAACCAUCCGCCUGAAGACUUUUGAAGCAGUCAGUCAGUUAUGCUUCAAUCUCAGCUGUAAGAUCCUUCUCUUUUUCUCUUUCUGAACUUUUCCUGAUCCGACUGUAGUCCGCCCUGUCCAUCAAAACAACGCUAUUUUCCCUAUCUGGCCUAGUUAUCAGAAUAUCUUUGUUCUGCCGGAGUUUCUUUAGUUCCUCCGUCUGUGACUCCGUCAGCAAGUCCUGAUAUUUCAGACCACUAUUCAGGUAUUGAUAAGAGCAGUUGACUAACGUGGUCCUAAGAUGUUGUACACUCUGUCGAGACUGGCUGUAGGUCAUGUAUUUGAUUAAAAAGGUUCUCCAACUGUGCUUCUAACUCUAACUGGUUGGGUUUCUGGAAAGGACAGAAGAACUUAGGACCCAGCGAUAAGGCUUCGAUCUAUGUUUCAUCGAGAGAUAUGGACGAAUAACUGUGUACAUUCUGACUUGGAUCUUCAGGAAUCUUCGAUCGUGGUCUGUCUACGUGAAUAUUCCGAUGGAGAGAAACCAUCUCGAUUUCUCUACGUUUAUCCGAAAUGGAUUGCUCAUUAUUCUCGAAUUCCUGUCUCUCGUCUUUGCCCAGUUGGUCGAGUAUGGCUGACCGUUGACACACCUGACGCCCUAGCUCCUUCACCUUUGUGCGCGUGCUCUCUAGUCCAUUUUCGGCAUAUCUUCUCAAGGUAUCACAGGCGAUAAGCGUACGACGCCGUCGCACUGCUCGCCAGUAGGAGUUCGGGUAUUCGUCUUCCUCGAGGCAAUCCAUAAUAAACCUGGCUCGUAAUUUCGCCUCCGCAAGCUCGAUACUGAAUCGUAGGUACACGUUGAUCGUUUUUAAUAGACUACCGUGUAGACGCUAGGGAGGCCUUCAGUGUGAUUUACAAGGUCCCAUCAAGCUAUUCAAGACUACUUGUGCAGCGCCUGUUGGCCACGGCAGAGGCAGCCACAAUUAGGUAACGCGAACCGGUCCUAUGCGCACAGAAGAACUUCAAAUAGGUCCCAGAGUUAACAUGAUUCAAAGCCACCAAGCCAGCCACCCGCAUAUAAUUGCCUUUCCCGGGGCCCACCUUCUCCACGGCGCUGACUGGAAUUUUGGUGUUUCACUCCCCACCCCCACCCCUCCCAAAACCCGAGCUACAGCAUAAUUAUCUAUUUGUCCGUAUCUUUUGAUUUAUUAUUUCAAUAGUCACAUAAAUGUACAGGCUUGAAGAGAAUAUACUGAAAGCAGAUGUUUGCUCGUCAAAUUGCUUUUUGGAUAUGUUCCUUAUCAACUGCGAAGCGAGUUUGGUAGCUCUCGCUUAGCUUGGCCAACCGGACCACCCAGUUCAUUCAGUUGAGCGUACAUUUAUUCGAACCAUAUAACUAGCAUAAAUUUCAGGGCAAAUUUGGAGCACUGACUGAAAACUGCUCCGGACGACUCAACCUCCACUCCCUUAAAUUAGUUGACAUCGUAUUGUGUCGCGGCAGCAAUACGACUAAAUGUUUCGACUUGCAAUCUAUGUGGAUAAAGCGUUGUAGCUUUUAGCAAAAGCCUGUCCAUGUAAGACGACAGAUAGCGCCUCAUGUCAUUUUUUUUCACUAAUAGCUAAGCAAGCCUUCUGCCAAGAAUCGCCCGUGCAUAAUCUGUACUGGCACCUAUCCUUUACAAAGCACACUAUUUACUGAUGUCCAAGUAGCAGGCCGUUCGUCAGUUUAGCCGGUUCCCUGUAAACUCGAGGGCGGUACUUCGCUUUAUUGAAUGUCAGCUUCUUCCCUGUGGUCUAGAACACUCCAAAACAGAUGCGUCCUCUACACUUCAGCCAAAAGUCUAGUAACUACAAUUUUCACCGGCAUGCCUCCCUCGCAAUGAUUUGAGCCGCAGUAAUGAAGGGAAACUUAGCGACUUCGAUUUGUUAGGCCGCUCACGCUAUUGCAUGCGCAGAGCUGGCAGUUUGGAGACAAACGCGUCGACUGUGGCAGACCUGAUCAAAGUCUACUUUUCUCAUGAACCAUCGCCUGUUUUCGCAGCCGCGUGUACCCUUCUAGUACCGCGCGCUGGCAAGGAUAAGUCGACCAUAAGGACCAUCCUAGUUUAACUUGCCUAUGCCAGCUAUUUAAACUUGAAUCAUUGGUGAGAAGGACCAUGCUUGCUCCGAAGGACUUCGACGCAUUGGACAGUAUGGAUUAGCUGACAUGAGGCAGGCGGUACACAGACGAACACCCACAUAUAGCAUACCCUGAUUGUGGUCGGGUCUGUGUUUGCACUUCGAACAGUUAUCUUAGGAGAGCUGAUGUAUUUUUUCUUCGAUUGCAGUUAUAAAAACUACGGCCCAACCAUGGUUGUUCAGUUGUUAAUUAUUAUUAACAAACGGCUGUUUAGCGCAGAUGCAGUGUGCAAGGCAGUUUUCUCAGUCUUCAUAUAGCAGUGCGUUUUCAUACAAUAGCUCUAAGGACAAAUGCUACCCUUCCAAGGAAGUAACUUGAGUCGUAGCUCUUGGGUGGCAGGUACCGUCCGAGACUGCGAAGGUACCCAAGCAAACAUAGUCCGAUAUAAAAGGGCAGUUAGUGAGGGAGUUGGUUGGAUAAAGUUACUGUAUGCGUCGAAAGAAAAACACUUUUUUGAAAGGACGCCCACAGGUCUCGGUUCUUCAGGAUGUAAAUCUCACCUUUGUGUGGAACGGAAAGAAGUUAGGUCAGCGUGUGUCGGCCGCCGGUGCUUUGCUAAUGGUGACGUACUCACAGGCUCCAGCACUUCUAGAACAAGUCAUCAAGUGGGCGCCUAGGCCGCAGUUACAUCCAACUGACUGACUAUAGGCAACCGCCCAGUCUUGAUUGCAAACGCGUCUAGUCUGAAUUGAAUCAGUAUCAACAAUAAUAUUCGUUUUCGCGAUAAGUUCACGUCAACCAGACGAGGAUGCGAACACGAGGCAGCUGAAUCGUUGUGCGUCACUUUCCUUGGCGGAAGUCUAGAUGAUCACCAAAACGCCGGAUAGGAAUGCUCGAGUAAUUCCCUCCUGCCAUUUAUCAGCAGUUUCGAAGUCCACUUAAAAGUCCAUCAUCUACAGGCGCAAAAGGCACGAGGACUGGCCUCAGCGGAAAGUUGCAAGUGCCCCUGUCAACACAUGGCCCCGCCUUGCGGGUGUGGCCAAGCGUGGAUGGACCCGGCCACGGCCACGCCAUAUUUAGAGAAAUUUCAAGGGGCAUUUCAAUCGCUUAAACGAGAUUUUUUGCGUUUGAAUGUUCCGCAUUUACCUAAACAUACGUUAAUUCACCCAGAAAGUGCCCUGAGACCCCAUUUCUUGGGGGAAGAUAAUGUGCCUGGACGAACCGAUUAGGACGUUUUUUGUUUAGUUGAGCCACUUGGAUGCCAUUUACCUGCUGCUCUGCCGAGCAUGAUUACUGCAGUCUCACUAUCGUCCGGACGCUCGUGACGAAGCGGUACAUCGUUCCACGUCGAUUUCAUGUCUGUCACGCCUUUUCGGUCAUACUUACGCCAUUAGUAAUAUAUUUUACAUUAUUUAGGUGGAAAGUAGGUGUAUUAAUUUAAUAGUAACUCUAAUCUCCUAGUGAAUGUUUAAAAUGCGGUUAAACUUAUUGUAUGUUGAUUUUAUCCAUAAAUGAAAGCAAUCAUGAAACACAAGCAUUACGGCUUCCAUCAACGCGCAAUUUACCAGCGGAUUGCACGUGAAGAGACUGCAUAGUAUGCGCGGAUGAAGGACCCCUUCGUUCUGUCUACGUCGUCGGUGGUAGACCAACCAACGUAAUUAGAAAUGCCCGAACUAGUCCCGGAAGUUUGUACGCGUAGGCAUCUUACUGUGUUACUCACUAGAAAUUUUAGGACCCGUAGACAUAAGCGAGAACGCGGUCGUUGGCAAGUGCUUUUUUGGCGGACUUACGGGAUUUCUGAUUGGAGGCCCAAAUGCCACUAUCAACAACAAAGACGUUGUUUCGGAUGCUGUGGUCCUACCACCCAGAAGUAUCCAAAAAUCCAAGGACGCUAAUACAAACGCUUCGAACCUUCAUUAGCAAGCCCUUGAACAAGGGCAACUACGUCUACUUAGGUCUUGAGCAUGUUCUGUUGGAUCAACUACUCAAUCUGCCGGCAACGACCGUGCCUAAAAUGCAUAUUCAACUUCAUAUUGACGGAAUAAAGACUUUCAAGGGAUCUAAUCAAUGCUUGUGGUCAAUUCUUGCUCGUGUUCGCCGUCUGGAUGUUGGUCAGCCCUUCAUUGCUGGAGUGGUCUCCGGUCCCGGCAAGCCUGAGCCGUUGGAUGACUUCCUGGGCGACUGUGUUGGCGAACUGAAUGACAUACUAGUCAGUGGUUUGCGUAUUCCGAAUACGGAAAAUAUCGUGAAGGUGAACUUGGCCAAUGUCAUUUGCGACAGCCCUGUUCGCAGUUAUGUGCGGCGAGUUAAAGCUCACGAUGGCUAUUACGGGUGCGAUUGGCAUGUUGUUUCAUAG
Messenger RNA from Spirometra erinaceieuropaei, 5921 nucleotides. Lineage: Eukaryota; Metazoa; Platyhelminthes; Cestoda; Diphyllobothriidea; Diphyllobothriidae. The record is from the annotation of a GenBank genome assembly.